This is a messenger RNA of Equus quagga, 1911 nucleotides long. RefSeq names its product solute carrier family 6 member 7 (gene SLC6A7). NCBI's taxonomy places the organism in Eukaryota, Metazoa, Chordata, Mammalia, Perissodactyla, Equidae. The coding region runs from base 1 to 1911 and encodes 636 amino acids. Gene Ontology annotation, biological process: sodium ion transmembrane transport. The transcript has 14 exons. Gene Ontology annotation, cellular component: membrane. Gene Ontology annotation, molecular function: L-proline transmembrane transporter activity. The record is from RefSeq and is a predicted model, not a curated record.
AUGAAGAAGCUCCAGGGAGCUCACCUCCGCAAGCCUGUCACCCCAGACCUGCUGAUGACCCCCAGUGACCAGGGAGAUGUGGACCUGGACGUGGACUUUGCUGCAGACCGGGGGAACUGGACAGGCAAGCUGGACUUCCUGCUGUCCUGCAUUGGCUACUGUGUGGGCCUGGGCAACGUCUGGCGCUUCCCCUAUCGAGCUUACACCAACGGAGGAGGCGCCUUCCUCGUGCCCUAUUUCCUCAUGCUAGCCAUCUGCGGCAUCCCCCUCUUCUUCCUCGAGCUCUCUCUGGGCCAGUUCUCCAGCCUGGGGCCCCUGGCCGUCUGGAAGAUCAGCCCCCUCUUCAAAGGUGCCGGCGCGGCCAUGCUGCUCAUCGUGGGCCUGGUGGCCAUCUACUACAACAUGAUCAUUGCCUACGUCCUCUUCUACCUCUUCGCCUCCCUCACCAGCACCCUGCCCUGGGAGCACUGUGGCAACUGGUGGAACACGGACCUCUGCCUCGAGCACAGAGGCUCCAAGAACGGCAACGGGGCCCUGCCCCUCAACCUCACCAGCACCGUCAGCCCCAGCGAGGAGUACUGGAGCCGCUACGUUCUCCACAUCCAAGGGAGCCGGGGCAUCGGCAGCCCCGGGGGGAUCCGCUGGAACCUCUGCCUCUGCCUGCUGCUCGCCUGGGUCAUCGUGUUUCUCUGUAUCCUCAAGGGUGUGAAGUCCUCCGGCAAGGUGGUGUAUUUCACGGCCACGUUCCCCUACCUCAUCCUACUCAUGCUGCUGGUCCGUGGAGUCACCUUGCCGGGGGCCUGGAAGGGCGUCCAGUUCUAUCUCACCCCCCAGUUCCACCACCUGUUGUCUUCUAAGGUGUGGAUCGAAGCUGCUCUUCAGAUCUUCUACUCCCUGGGUGUGGGCUUCGGGGGUCUCCUCACCUUUGCCUCCUACAACACGUUUCACCAGAACAUCUAUAGAGACACCUUCAUCGUCACUCUGGGCAACGCCGUCACCAGCAUCCUGGCUGGCUUCGCCAUCUUCUCCGUGCUGGGCUACAUGUCUCAAGAGCUGGGUGUGCCUGUGGACCAAGUAGCCAAAGCAGGCCCCGGCCUGGCCUUUGUUGUCUACCCACAGGCCAUGACCAUGCUGCCUCUGUCGCCCUUCUGGUCCUUCCUUUUCUUCUUCAUGCUGCUGACUCUCGGCCUGGACAGCCAGUUUGCCUUUCUGGAGACCAUUGUGACAGCUGUGACGGACGAGUUCCCAUACUACCUGCGGCCCAAGAAGGCCGUGUUCUCGGGGCUCAUCUGCGUGGCCAUGUACCUGAUGGGGCUGGUCCUCACCACCGACGGGGGCAUGUACUGGCUGGUCCUUCUGGAUGACUACAGCGCCAGCUUCGGGCUAAUGGUGGUGGUGAUCACCACGUGCCUCGCCGUCACCCGGGUGUAUGGCAUCCAGAGGUUCUGCCGGGACAUCCACAUGAUGCUGGGCUUCAAGCCGGGUCUCUACUUCAGGGCCUGCUGGCUGUUCCUGUCCCCAGCCACGCUCCUGGCCCUGCUGGUGUAUAGCAUCGUCAAGUACCAGCCGUCGGAGUAUGGCAGCUACCGCUUCCCAGCCUGGGCGGAGCUGCUCGGCAUCCUGAUGGGCCUGCUGUCCUGCCUCAUGAUCCCCGCCGGCAUGCUGGUGGCCGUGCUGCGAGAGGAGGGCUCACUCUGGGAGCGGCUCCAGCAGGCCAGCCGGCCGGCCAUGGACUGGGGCCCGUCGCUGGAGGAGAAUCGGACGGGCAUGUAUGUGGCCACACUGGCCGGGAGCCAGUCGCCCAAGCCGCUGAUGGUGCACAUGCGCAAGUACGGGGGCAUCACCAGCUUCGAGAACACCGCCAUGGAGGUGGACCGGGAGAUCGCCGAGGAGGAGGAGUCUAUGAUGUGA